AUGCGGACAGGCGGGCGGCGCGGCGCGCUGGCUGGCGGGCGGCGCGGCGCGCUGGCUGGCGGGCGGGCGGCGCGGUGCUGGCGUGGCGCGCUGACGUGCGCGCCGGCGUGGUGCGCUGGCGUGCGCAGCGGCGUGGCGCACUGGCAUGCGCGCUUGCGAGCGCGCUGGCGUGACGCGCUGGCGGGAGCGCUGGCUGACGCGCUGGCGGGAGCGUUGGCGUGCGCGCUGGUGGGGCGCGCUGGCGUGCGUGCUGGUGCGUUUAUAGGCGCGGCGUUCUUAGGGCAGUUAGCCACGAUAGGACCCACCUACACGGGAGUGAGUGUGGCAAAACCUUCACUCUCCCCCCUCCUCGCCUACCCCCCUCCCCUACAGGCGUUCAUAGGCCUACUGGGCACAGAGGGGCUCACGUACACGGGGUUAAUCGUCGCAAACCCUUCACUCCCCCCCCCUCAUCCCCUCUCUUCCCCCUCCACAUGCGCGCAGGCGUUCAUCGGCCUAUGA
Messenger RNA from Closterium sp. Naga37s-1, 501 nucleotides. NCBI's taxonomy places the organism in Eukaryota, Viridiplantae, Streptophyta, Zygnematophyceae, Desmidiales, Closteriaceae. The record is from the annotation of a GenBank genome assembly.